AUGCAUUUCAGCGCCGUUACCAGGGACAUGGAAGCUUUCACGGCCAGCAGCCUGAGCAGCCUGAGCGGCGCGGGGGGCUACCACCUCUCCCCCCCGGCGGCGGACCCCUACGCCCACCAUGAAGCGCCGCCGCCGCCGCCGCCGCCUUCGCUGUACGACCCCUGCCCCGCCGGCCAGGCGGCGGCCGCCCCCGCCCCUCCGGCCGCCCCUCCUCCGGCCCCGCACGGAUACCCCUUCCCGGGCCCCGCGCAGCCCGGGGCGGCCGAGCGCGAAGCCCCGGGCCCCCGCUGCGCCGGGGCGGCCGCCCCCAAGGCGCCGGUGAAGAAGAACCCCAAGGUGGGCGGCGUGGCGGUGCAGCUGGAGAUGAGCUCGCUGUGGGACGAGUUCAACCAGCUGGGGACCGAGAUGAUCGUCACCAAAGCCGGCAGGCGGAUGUUCCCCACUUUCCAGGUGAAGCUGUUCGGGAUGGAUCCCGUGGCCGAUUACAUGCUGCUCAUGGACUUCGUGCCGGUGGAUGACAAGCGCUACCGAUACGCCUUCCACAGCUCUUCGUGGCUGGUGGCGGGAAAGGCGGACCCCGCCACCCCCGGCCGCGUCCACUACCACCCGGACUCGCCGGCCAAGGGCGCGCAGUGGAUGAAGCAGAUCGUGUCCUUCGACAAGCUCAAGCUGACCAACAACUUGCUGGACGACAACGGCCACAUCAUUUUGAACUCCAUGCACAGAUACCAACCCCGCUUCCACGUGGUCUACGUGGACCCGCGCAAGGACAGCGAGAAAUACGCGGAGGAAAACUUCAAAACCUUCGUCUUCGAGGAGACGCGCUUCACCGCCGUCACGGCCUACCAAAACCACCGGAUUACUCAGCUCAAGAUCGCCAGCAAUCCGUUCGCCAAAGGUUUCCGGGACUGUGACCCCGAGGACUGGCCCCGAAACCAUCGACCCGGAGCCCUGCCCCUCAUGAGCGCCUUUGCCCGCUCCCGGCCCCCGGGGGCGUCUCCUAUGCAGCACAGCAUCCCCGACAAGGAGGCGACCGACGGCCGGCGCGAGUUUGAAGGGCCCCCCCUGCACGGAGACGCCCACCCGCCGCCGCCCCCCGCCCACCCACCGGCCCCCGUCCCCCCGCCCCCGCCGCCGCCCCCCGGGCCGCAGCAGCUCCUGGCCCGGGGGCUGAGCCCGGGGGCCCUGCCGGUCCCGGGCGGGCUGGGCCCCCUGGCCGGCGGCCCAGCCCCCCCGCACCCCGACUUGCGGCUGGAGCCCCCCGCGGGCCCGGAGCCCCUGCAUCACCCCUACAAAUACCCGGGGGUCGCCGUCGCGGCCGCCGCCGCCGCCGCCGCCGCCUACGACCACUACCUCGGGGUGAAGAGCCGGCCGACGCCUUACCCGCUGCCGGGCCUGCGGGGGCACGGGUACCCGCACCCCAGCCCCGCCGCCAACAUGUACUCGCCCGCGGGGGGCCCGCCCGGCUACGACUACGGGCCUCGAUAG
Messenger RNA from Tachyglossus aculeatus (Australian echidna), 1488 nucleotides. RefSeq names its product T-box transcription factor 1 (gene TBX1). Gene Ontology annotation, biological process: cell fate specification; regulation of transcription by RNA polymerase II; positive regulation of DNA-templated transcription. Lineage: Eukaryota; Metazoa; Chordata; Mammalia; Monotremata; Tachyglossidae. The record is from RefSeq and is a predicted model, not a curated record. Gene Ontology annotation, molecular function: DNA-binding transcription factor activity, RNA polymerase II-specific; RNA polymerase II cis-regulatory region sequence-specific DNA binding. Gene Ontology annotation, cellular component: nucleus.